Abrus precatorius (Indian licorice) is the source of this 1678-nucleotide messenger RNA. RefSeq names its product argininosuccinate synthase, chloroplastic. NCBI's taxonomy places the organism in Eukaryota, Viridiplantae, Streptophyta, Magnoliopsida, Fabales, Fabaceae. Gene Ontology annotation, cellular component: cytoplasm. Gene Ontology annotation, molecular function: argininosuccinate synthase activity; ATP binding. Gene Ontology annotation, biological process: urea cycle; L-arginine biosynthetic process. The transcript has 10 exons. The record is from RefSeq and is a predicted model, not a curated record. The coding region runs from base 65 to 1498 and encodes 477 amino acids.
CUUAAAUACUUUCACAGUUUCACUCACUGAAGUGGAACUUGUAUUUGUAUUUUGUUGUGUACCAAUGUCUCAGUUGAAAGCAUCUCCUGCAUGCUCAUCCUCUGCUACUAUUCUUUCUCCACAUACUAGAGCCAACCUUCUGUCUCAUCGGUUCUGGAAGCCAAAGCCAUCAUCUUUCAAAGAGUUGAGGCCAAGAACAAGUUUUGGUGCCAGUAAAAUUCAAGUUAUUAAAGCAGCAGUACGCAGUGAUACAGAGGUAGUUUCUAAAACCAUGGAGGGUGGUGGCCUACGUGGAAAAUUGAAUAAAGUUGUGCUGGCUUACAGUGGUGGCUUAGACACAUCAGUCAUUGUUCCAUGGCUGAGAGAGAAUUAUGGUUGCGAGGUCGUUUGCUUCACUGCUGAUGUUGGGCAAGGUAUCCAAGAAUUGGAAGGUUUAGAAGCGAAAGCCAAAGCGAGUGGGGCCUGUCAAUUAGUGGUAAAGGACUUGAAGGAGGAAUUUGUCAGAGAUUAUAUAUUCCCUUGCCUACGUGCUGGUGCAGUUUAUGAGAGGAAGUAUUUGCUUGGGACCUCAAUGGCCCGCCCUGUAAUUGCAAAGGCCAUGGUUGAUGUUGCCAAAGAAGUUGGAGCUGAUGCUGUCUCCCAUGGAUGUACAGGGAAAGGAAAUGAUCAGGUUCGAUUUGAGCUCACUUUCUUUGCUCUGAACCCUAAGCUAAAUGUUGUGGCUCCAUGGAGGGAAUGGGAUAUUACUGGAAGGGAAGAUGCUAUUGAGUAUGCCAAAAAGCAUAAUGUACCUGUUCCUGUGACUAAGAAAUCCAUAUAUAGCAGGGAUAGGAAUCUUUGGCACCUUAGCCAUGAGGGUGAUAUUUUGGAAGACCCAGCUAAUGAGCCUAAUAAGGACAUGUACAUGAUGUCUGUAGACCCCGAGGAUGCUCCAGAUCAAGCAGAAUAUGUGGAAAUUGGGAUAGAGGCUGGGCUUCCUGUUUCAGUCAAUGGGAGGAGGCUUUCGCCAGCAUCUCUACUUGCUGAACUCAAUGAGAUGGGUGGAAAGCAUGGAAUUGGCCGUAUUGACAUGGUUGAGAAUCGGCUUGUUGGUAUGAAGAGCCGAGGAGUUUAUGAAACACCUGGUGGAACCAUCCUGUUUGCUGCAGCACGUGAGUUGGAGUUUCUGACACUUGAUCGAGAAACAAUCCAAGUCAAAGAUUCAUUGGCCCUUAAAUAUGCAGAGUUAGUGUAUGCUGGCAGAUGGUUUGAUCCACUCCGAGAGUCCAUGGAUGCCUUUAUGCAGAAGAUCACAGAAACCACAACAGGUUCUGUGACCUUGAAACUGUAUAAAGGUUCUGUUAUUGUGACCAGUCGAAAGAGUCCCUUUAGCUUGUACAGGCAAGACAUUUCAUCAUUUGAGAGUGGGCAGAUAUAUGAUCAAGCUGAUGCUGCUGGCUUUAUCCGGCUUUAUGGUCUUCCAAUGAGGGUCAGAGCAAUGCUUGAGCAGGGUAUCUAAGUGUUAAUUUCAUUUCAACUUGUACUUGAUUUCAUUUUCCAUUUGCAUGUUUAGAUAAGAUGGAUUGAAGCUAGAGUAUGUACUUUGGAUUGUUAGUGGAUCAUCUGAACUCCAAUAAGAUGAAUAAUGUUUAGUUAUUAUUAUCACCGAGUUGAAAUUAAGAGUUUAAAAAUUUAUUCU